Humulus lupulus (European hop) is the source of this 2643-nucleotide messenger RNA. RefSeq names its product protein RETICULATA-RELATED 6, chloroplastic. The record is from RefSeq and is a predicted model, not a curated record. The coding region runs from base 135 to 2438 and encodes 767 amino acids. The transcript is spliced from 7 exons. Lineage: Eukaryota; Viridiplantae; Streptophyta; Magnoliopsida; Rosales; Cannabaceae.
GAAACCAAAAAUACCCGAAAUAUUUGAGGCUUUGGAAAGGUCGAUGUCUGAACGCAAAAGAAAAAGCUAACGGUCUCUCGUUCGGUGAUUGACCAAUGCUUAACUAACAGAACGUCGACGUUUUCUCCGGGAAAAUGAAGCCACAACCCCACACUCACUGUGGCUUCGACGUUGGUCUUGGUAGACCAUUCUACAAUAUAAACUCUAGGAAUUUCAGGGAAUUCGUCCCGGGAGCUCUAUUAUCCGGUCGAGUUUCCGGCGUGAAACUGCGCCAACUGACCAUCCGUCCGAUUUUAUGUUGCCGUAGCCAACCUGAAAAUGAAGAUUUUUCCAGUGAAUCUUUCCGAAGUGAGGCGUACUCGAGACGACAUGUGCUACUCGCUCCGUCUCUGGCGCUCGGAGCGUGGUUUCUGCAAUCGGCGAUGGCGAGUGGAGAGAACGCACUGCCGAAUUCGCAAACGCCGCAGCCACAGCUGCAGACGAAUGUAACGGACGUGGCUCCGAAAGCUGUGGAGGAGACGGAGAGGAAGAAGGAAGAGGAAGAGGAGGCGGAGGAGGAGGAUAUUAUAAAUUCAAGGAUUUACGAUGCGACGGCGAUGGGAGAGCCGAUGGCGGUGGGGAAGGACAAGAGGAAGGUGUGGGAGAAGCUGAUGAACUCUCGGAUUGUGUAUUUAGGGGAAGCAGAACAGGUUCCGAUUCGAGAUGAUAAGGAAUUGGAGCUUCAAAUCGUAAAAGGUUUGAGAAAAAGGUGUGUGGAAAUUGAACGCCCUUUAUCUUUGGCUCUGGAAGCUUUUCCUUCUACCAUGCAGGACCAGCUCAAUCAGUAUAUGGACAAAAGCAUAGAUGGAGAAACCUUGAAGUCUUACACAACACAUUGGCCACCUGAGCGCUGGCAGGAGUAUGAGCCUCUUCUAAGUUACUGUCGUGAUAAUGGAGUUCGACUUGUUGCUUGUGGUACUCCGCUCAAGGUUUUGCGGACUGUACAAGCAGAAGGUAUAAUUGGACUUUCAAAGGCUGAUCGCAAAAAGUACACUCCUCCAGCUGGUUCAGGCUUCAUCUCAGGCUUUACUUCUAUCUCACGUGGAUCACUAGUUGAUUUGAAUUAUCCAAAUCAAUCUAUUCCUUUCGGUCCAAGCUCCUAUCUAUCUGUACAAGCUAGAGUGGUGGAUGAUUAUACCAUGUCCCAAAAUAUCUUGCAAGCCAUGGUGGAUGGAGGAACCACAGGUCUUAUAGUAGUCGUGACAGGGGCGAGCCAUGUUGCAUAUGGGUCCAGAGGUACUGGGAUGCCUGCAAGAAUUUCAAAAAGGAUGCCAAAGAAAAACCAAGUGGUUGUGUUACUUGAUCCUGAAAGACAGCAAAUCAGAAGAGAGGGAGAAGUUCCAAUUGCUGAUUUUUUGUGGUAUUCUGCUGCCAGACCUUGCGACAGGAACUGCUUUGACCGUGCUGAAAUUGCUCGAGUUAUGAAUGCUGCUGGCAGGAAUCGAGAUGCCCUUCCUCAGGACCUUCAAAAAGGGCUGGAUCUUGGUUUGGUAUCUCCAGAGGUAUUACAAAAUUUCUUUGAUUUGGAGAAGAACCCUCUUAUUUCAGAACUCACUCAUCGCUUCCAGGGUUUCAGGGAAAGAUUGCUGGCAGAUCCUAAAUUUUUGAACAGAUUAGCAAUAGAAGAGUCUAUCUCUAUAACUACAACACUUUUAGCACAAUAUGAGAGGCGGAAAGGAAAUUUUUUUGAAGAGUUGGAUUACGUUAUUACAGAUACUGUGAGGGGAAUAGUUGUCGAUUUUUUUACAGUAUGGCUUCCUGCGCCAACUCUAUCAUUCUUUUCACCUGCUAAGGAAAUAAAUGGCCUUGAUAGCAUGGAUGUUAUAACAGAUCUCCUUGGAUCCAUUCCUGAUAAUGCAUUUCAAAAGAGUCCUGUGGGAAAGUACUGGAAUAUCAAUCAUAGACUUGCAUCAGUUGUUUUUGGUGGCUUAAAGCUUGCUAGUGUUGGAUUUAUUUCCAGUAUCGGGGCUGUUGCCUUCUCAAAUGUUCUGUAUGGAGUUCGUAGAGUCCUUAAUCCAGAAGUUGUCAACAUACAACAAAAUAAAAGAUCUCCAAUACUAAAAACAGCAGUUAUUUACUCGAGCUUUCUUGGAAUAUCAGCAAAUCUUCGCUAUCAGUUUAUAGCUGGAAUUGUGGAGCACCGAAUUUCUGAUGAAUUUCCGUCUCAAACUAUAUUUGUAAAUUUGCUAUCAUUUAUUGUUCGGACGAUCAACUCCUACUGGGGAACUCAGCAAUGGAUUGAUCUGGCACGUUAUACGGGACUGCAGUCUCGAGCGAAAAAAUUACCCUCUUUACAAAAUUCUGAUUCUCCUAGUCACGUCGCAUUGGAAGGGAAUAACACAGAAGACACCAAUAUAGAUGAAAUAGAAAAUCAGGACGGUGACAAUCCCAUUAUAUAGUCGUAGAAUCAUAAUCUUUCUUAUAUUCUUUUUAUUUUCCCUUCAAAUGCUGACAAAAAGAUUAAAAAAAACAUAAACCAAGAAACAGAGUAGCCCUAUGUGUUAUAGAGCUCCAUACCCAAUUUUUGUAACAUUUAAUGCAAUUCUUCCCAUUUUGAUGAAAAGGCAAGAUUUAUAAAGUUAGCUGGCAUGUCUGUUUGGUGUA